UGAACUGGGAAUUUAUUCUCCAGGAAUCUUGGGACUCAAGUCUGGGCUUGGCUGCGAGCAAACCUGCAACAACUUGGACGCCAAGGGCUUUGCAUGGGUGCUGCAGGGAGGUGAUUGCUGCUGGAUUCCCCAGAGCAGCUGUGGAUGCGCUGAUGAGCCAGGCAGCAUGUCAACAAAACGCUGGUUGCCGGGAACGCAGUGCAUCACCAAGCACGACCACACCAAGCCCAAAGCCCGCGAGCUCGCCUUCCGCAAAGGCGACAUCGUCACCAUCGUCAAGGUCUGCGAGCAGAAAGGCUGGUACCAAGCGAAACACCACGACACCGGCGAGGAGGGGCUGCUCUUGGCCAGCUCGGUGCGGGAGCGCGAAGCCAUCCGCGUCGACCCCAAGCUCAGCCUGAUGCCCUGGUUCCACGGGAAGAUCUCUGGUGUGGAGGCCGUGCAGGCGCUCCAGCCCCCUGAGGACGGGCUCUUCCUGGUGCGGGAGUCCAUCCGGCACCCCGGGGACUACGUGCUGUGCGUCAGCUUCGGCCAGGAGGUCAUCCACUACCGCGUCAUCUACCAGGAGAACCAGCUGAGCAUCGACGCCUCCAUCUGCUUCUACAACCUCAUUGACAUGAUCGAGCACUAUAUGAAGGACCAGGGAGCCAUCUGCACCAAGCUGGUAAAACCCAAACCAAAGCCCGGGAUGAAGUCUGCUGAGGAGGAGCUGGCCAAGGCCGGCUGGUUACUGAAACUGCAGCACCUCACACUGGGAGACAAGAUUGGGGAAGGAGAAUUCGGAGCCGUCCUGCAGGGAGAUUACAUGGGGCAGAAAGUGGCCGUGAAGAACAUCAAGUGCGACGUCACCGCCCAGGCCUUUCUCGCUGAGACCGCUGCCAUGACGAAGGUCCGUCACAAAAACCUGGUGCGGCUGCUGGGUGUGAUCCUGCACAACGGCCUCUAUAUCGUCAUGGAGUACAUGAGCAAGGGGAACCUGGUCAACUUCCUGCGGACACGGGGCAGAUCCGUCCUCCAGCCCAAGCAGCUCAUCCAGUUCGCCCUGGACAUCUCCCAGGGCAUGGACUACCUGGAGUCCAAGAAGCUGGUGCACAGGGACCUUGCUGCCCGCAACAUCCUGAUCUCAGAGGAGAACGUGGCCAAAGUGAGUGACUUCGGCUUGGCCAAGGUGGACCCGAAAGGCGUAGACGACACCAAGCUGCCGGUCAAGUGGACGGCUCCGGAGGCCCUGAAAAAUAAUAAAUUCUCAACCAAGUCGGACGUCUGGAGCUAUGGGAUCCUCCUGUGGGAACUGUUCUCCUACGGCCGGGCGCCCUACUCUAAGAUGACUCUGAAGGAAGUGACGGAGAUGGUGGAGAAGGGGUACCGGAUGGAGGCCCCUGAGGAAUGCCCGCCCUCCCUCUACACCCUGAUGAAGAGCUGCUGGGAGAUAGAGCCGGGGAAGCGGCCUUCCUUCAAGAAGCUCACCGAGAAGCUGCAGAAGGAGCUGAAGCACAUAGGGGACAGUUAGCCCUGGUGGCUCCUGCUCCCAGGGCCGCAACAGCUCCGACUCCCUGCUCCUGCACGAGGCUGAGAGACUGGUUCCAAGGGGCCCGUAUUUACCCUGGCAGCCCUAGCAUGUCCCUGCCACGAGCACAGCUCUCCGAGAGCGCAUACAGGCUGGGAACAGACUGGCGUCGUGUGCCCCGUGGGUACAUGUACGCCGAGGGGGUGCUCAGUUCUGAACCAGACCUGCCAGGUUUCUGAUUCGUUCAGGAUGAGUCUGGUCAGUCGGCCCCGUGGAUCACAAUCUGGUGGCCAUAUGCCCCCCGUCCACUAGCCACAAACCACAGCUCAGGGACGGCCGGGAGGAGUGUGUCCCAUUGUGCCAAGCCAGCAGCACCCUCCUGUGGCGGCUGCUCGAGCAUGUGAGCCCUUGACACUCCUGCAAUCAGCGCAAAUGGCCCAUUGCCAGGCUGGGAAACGUUCAGCGUAGCCAGGACGUCUCCAGGGUCCAGGGACUGCGCUGGGGCUGGGGCGGGAGAAUGGUGGGUGGAGAGGAAGUGCUGCUUCCCAGCUCUUGGAACCUGGACUCAGUUCUCCGGAGGCUCCUACUGAUGUUUAUUUCCAAGUGUUUCCCUCAUGUUUUAGUGACUGAAAAUGUGGCAGCAGCACAAAACAAACAGAGUCCCCCUGUCCUCUGCCUGGCCUGUGCGUUAUUCAUCAGGACCAGCUGAGAUUCGGCAAAAUUCACCAACAUGGCUUCAGCCAAACUAGCUCAGCAGCUGCGUGACUAAAGGCAUCGUUGUAAUAGGGGGUGCCCGACUGGAUGUCAGGCCCGGUCUUUGCCUCAGUUUCCCUUUGUGGAGGUCUCCAGCCAGACUCUUGUCAGUCAAGUAAGCCUUCCCCUGCUUGCCAGUGUCUCAGCCCCUGCUGCCUGCUGUUCCCUCCAGCCUGUUCCUCUUUGGGCUUCUGCCCCUUGCUGCCAGCAGCUCCAGCUUGGCAUGGCUCGC
Molecule: messenger RNA, 2492 nt
Organism: Terrapene triunguis (Three-toed box turtle)
Lineage: Eukaryota; Metazoa; Chordata; Testudines; Emydidae
Gene: MATK
Product: megakaryocyte-associated tyrosine kinase
Exons: 13
Coding region: 167-1510 (447 amino acids)
Biological process (GO): protein phosphorylation
Molecular function (GO): protein binding; protein tyrosine kinase activity; ATP binding
Source: RefSeq, a predicted model, not a curated record